Messenger RNA from Crotalus tigris (Tiger rattlesnake), 1053 nucleotides. RefSeq names its product mitochondrial ribosomal protein L17 (gene MRPL17). Gene Ontology annotation, biological process: translation. Gene Ontology annotation, cellular component: ribosome; mitochondrial large ribosomal subunit. Lineage: Eukaryota; Metazoa; Chordata; Lepidosauria; Squamata; Viperidae. Gene Ontology annotation, molecular function: structural constituent of ribosome. Bases 50 to 547 code for a protein of 165 amino acids. The transcript has 3 exons. The record is from RefSeq and is a predicted model, not a curated record.
CUCAAGCGGCCCUUCCGCCCUGCUCGCGGCGGCUUCCGGCGACCCAGCAAUGAGGCUGACGGCGGUGCUCGGCAUCUCCCACGGGCGGUUGCGGCGCCGUUUGGGGCUCGGGCCGCGCUCGCGCCUCGACAUGCUGCGAAACCUCGUCACGGGCCUGGUGCGCCACGAGAGGAUUGAGACCACGCGCGCCCGCGCCGACGAGAUGCGCUUCUACGCCGAGCAGCUGAUCGAGCACGCCAAGCGCGGCGACACGGACCCGCAGGCCAUGCGCCUGGCCGACUUCUGGCUGACGGAGAAGGACCUGCUGCCCAAGCUCUUCAAGGUGCUGGCGCCCCGCUUCGCGCCCCAUCAGGGAGGCUACACGCGGAUGGUGCGGAUCCCCAAGAAUGACAACCUGGACCGGGCCGAGAGGGCGGUGAUCGAGUACAAGGGCAACCCGCUCCCGCCGCUGCCGCUGCCCCGCCGAGACGGCGAGAAGACGCUGGUCAACCAGCUGCUGAAGGGUUACCGGGAGGAGCGGCGCCCCGCCGACGGCACGGCCGUGUAACAUCGCCCCUUGGUGAAUAAAGGCCUCUCCGCGCUCGCCCCGGGGCCGCCGCCGCCGCCUCCUUGGUCUCUCUCGGGUGGGGAGAAGGGGGGGACCCGACUGAGCUGGGGGUGAGGAGAAGGCAGCGCUUCCCUCCCAGCAACUGAGCCGGGAGAGACGGUCAGCUGUGUAAAGUCUUUGCUAAGAACCGAUUGGAAAACUGCCAGCGAUUCCAGUUGCUCACCUCAAAAAAGGUAUUCAAGAUUUGGGAAAGGUGCAGAGGCUUAAUGAACUCCUACAGCUGGGAUUAUCAGUUUUGUGUUCGCUGCUGUAUACUUUUGCCGUUUUGACUCCUCAAUCACACCAGUUGGAAUAGAUCUUGGAGAAAAUCUAACCUAUUUUUUUCUACCUGCCCCCCUUGCAUUCCUCAUCUUUGUCUCUGUACCACUCGCAGCUGUUUGUCCUUUUUUUCUUUCCUUCCGCCUCUUCCAGCAUUAAAGACUUUUUCUGAGAGCUGUUUAAUGUGA